GGCUGCGUAGCGGGCUGUUAGAUCUCGGACGCGUCAGAGCACGGGGUGAGAGCGAUCCGUCCGCGAAGGUUGUGCCCGUGACCGCGCCCGCCGGCCGCCGCGCCCGCAGUACCGUGCCGCGCUCGCUCCUCCUCGCACCUCCCAGCCCGAGGACCGCCAGACCAGUGUAGUGAUGUGCCCUUGCUGAUGAUGUGUGGCUGCCAGUGUGUGAUAGUGCGCGCGAACCGCGCGAGGCCCCGGCCCAGGAGACCGUAGCCCGACAUGUGGACCUUGCUAGUGCCGCUGCUGGCCCUGGUCGCUUCCGGCGGUGGGGCCACCUUCGGAGCCAACAAAGCCCUGCUCGACUGUGCAAGCCAGAUCCUGUACCUGGAGCAGCAAACGUACGACAUACCUUCAGACUAUAACAGAAACAUUCCACCUGGAAAGAACACAACCGUGUUCAUAGGGCUCAAUGUCAACCGUGUUUCGGGAGUGGAUGAGAAUAAGGAGUUUCUAUUUCCCAAGGAGAUAACAUUGGACGUGUUCCUACAAGUGUCCUGGAAGGAUCCCCGGCUAAAGGUGGGCCUGGAGUCCAUCGACCUGCCCUGGGAGUUCCGCCAGCUGAUCUGGACGCCAGACCUGUACAUCUGGCAGCUGCAGACCAUGAGGAUCCUGUCCGUGCUGCAGGAGAUGGCAUCGCUCAGGCUUUAUAAGAAUAGCACCGUCUCAGUCAGUAUUGGCGCGACGAUAACAAUAAAAUGCGAGAUGGACUUCGUGUUAUACCCUCUAGACGUGCAAACCUGCAACAUUGAUUUUAGUAGCUACAAAUACACAUCGGAGUACGUCAGAUUUGAAUGGCGGGAAGUGCCUCCGUGGCUGGGCUGGCGGCUGGCCGGCGGGCAGCGCAACCAGUUCCGCCUGCCCAAAUACGUAGUCAGCUUCACUACGGACAAAAGUAAACGUAUUGCCCAAUAUGGUGAAGGCGAGCAUUCGGCAGCGCGGCUUCAGAUGACGCUGUCUCGCGAGCUGCGGGGGUAUCUCCUGGAGAGCUAUCUGCCCUCGUCGCUGUUCGUCAUCAUCUCGUGGGGCAGCUUCUGUGUCAUCCCCGAGAUCGUGCCCGGCCGCAUGGUGCUGCUUGUGACCACCCUGUUGUCGCUCGUCACCAUGUUCGACACAGUCAGUACAAACUCUCCCGACGCGCUCGAGCUCAAGUGUAUAGAGGUGUGGCUGAUCUCGUGCACGAUAUUCGUGUUCCUGGCGUUGCUCGAGUACUUCGUGGUGCUCUUCGGCAUCCGCUACGACAAGAGCUGGUGCCGCCGCCGAGCGGACAUGCGCCGCGCCGCCUCCGCCGCGCAACUAGCUCCACCCCCUUUACACGUCAACCAUUCUCAGAGGUUGAGUUGCACUCCCGUGACAGGCACCCCACAGGGCGGAGUGUUCUCGCCGACCCUCAGUGUGGAGGACGAAGGCCUCAAGCAGCAGCUCGACCAUCAGACCAUUUCGAGGGACUCCCCGCCGAUGAUGGAGACGCUCGGCGGGCGCGCCGCGCAGGGUGCGCUGGCGCGCGUGGGCGCGUGCAUCGACAAGGGCAUCAUGUUCUGCGGCGCGCAGCACGGCACGCUCGACCGCUUCGCGCUCAUCCUCUUCCCCUGCUGCUUCGCGCUCUUCAAUAUCAUAUACUGGACCACGUACCUAAGUGAAGUGCACCGGUACCCGGCGAAGUGAAAGUGUCAAACGAUUUACGGUCACAUUGAAUGUGAAAAGUGCCUGUGCGAGACGUUGUGUGUUAAUUUGUAAAUAUUGUUAGACAAAUGCUAGUCGAUUAUACAACGUUAGUAACUAACUGUUAUACUACUUACGAUCUACGUAAGUUAGGUUAAUUUUUACAACGAAAUUAAAAAUAAUUAGAAUAUCUUCAAGUGUUCCGUAAUAGUAUAAAAUACUUAGGUUAAUUUGAUAUAAUUAUAUCUCGCUAUUUCUUAUGUACUUAAAUACCUAUGCUUGACGACGCUGUAGGACAAUAUUUAAAUGUAUAUGAUUACGAUACGAUAUAAAGAACAAAAAUGACUCCUACAUUUAUAAAUGUACAUAUCCUAUCGGCACGGAUUUUGAGUGAUGCUGAGCUUGACAAUAUACAAAUCGAAGUUUAAUUGUAACGACUAUUUGUUAGGAUCACGGUCGCUUUUUAAAGUGCCAAGAGACACCCAACAAGAUUGUCUACUAAAGUAGAUAUCAAGGUUAUGUAUUAUCAAAGCGUUAGAGCGCGUGUUCAGAUACUUCAGAUAUUGUGAAGACCUUUUUGCGGCUCCGAUAUAUCUGAAGGCAACUGUACAUGCCAAUUGCAACAAUUAUUACAACCGUCCAGAACCAAGUCUUGUGCCUUUGUAACAAAUAUAUCUAUACACAUACCUACAAACCCAUAUCAAUCGAUAUAUCUCUAAAAUCUUUAAAAUCGUGCGCCCUAAAGUCGGCUUUUAAUCCAGUUAGGAAAGGUUUUAGUAGGUACCUAUUAUGUCACUAGAGCGUAAAACGUAUCAUAUCAUAUAGGUAUAUAGUUAUAACGCGAAGGUUACAAUCAUAUUGAUAUAAAGUACCUAUGGAACAGCUUGUACCCACGUCAAUUUGGCUUUUAUAAAUACAGUUAAUAACAUUCACUUGUAGCUUAUAUUCACAAACGUUUUAUAUAAAAAUACCUCUCUUCUCUACUCGUAUUACUCAAUAAUUAUGUUUAUGAAAAUGAAGUAUCAAUCUCUGAUGUAAAAACACUUGCUGCAGACUUUUCUUGGUCUAAAAUACUGUAAGGGACCAUUAAACUUGCUCGUAUAUAUAUUUACAUAUACUUAUAUACCCGUAAAUUUGCUCAGAUGCUUUGCGCAAUGCUGAAAUUAUUGUAAUAAUAAAAUUACCUAAUUUAAUGGCGCUCUAACUUUUCCGAUGUAUGCAUUAUAUUAUUGACAUCUAAAGUCUUUGCCCUAAUUUUCUUUGUCAUCAUACUGUACUUUUGACUACUACGUAAGUAUUGCCGGUUGCAGGCUGAGCGAAAUAUCUUUACGAACUUCUUGUACCACAUACACACUGCUAUCCCUGGCCUUAUCAAUACUAGGCCAAGAGCACAAAAUACCGACGGGUUGAUCUGUGGCCAAGAGACAUCCUAAUAACUAAGCCUUCAUUAAUUCAACAUUAUUGCCUAAAACAACGCUGAUUACUCUAAUUAGUUAUAAAUUUAUAAUUCAGUCCCCUUUCAGUCUUUUUAUAAGGUCCGGCGGUAGUGUCAGGGCAGAUAAUAGCCAAACUAUAAUGAGAUAGGUAAUAGCCAAAGUUAUCACUGAAGCAGUACCAGUCCAUUAAAAUUUAAAUAUUUUUUAUCAAGCAGGGACGCCUGCGAGCAAUACAUAUUUUUAAGGCUCCCCUUCACGUUGGGCCAACACCAACGCCAACGAGGGACGCAUUUAUGCGUUAGAGGGAGCAAGUGAUAUUGCUAUCUCAUCCUACCGGUUUACUAACGAAUGGGCCAAAAUCGUUUCCCAAAGUAUCACAUCCCAAACUAUGUUUCCCAAAUUAUCAUUUCCCAAAAAAAUGUUUGGCAAAACAACUUAUCGCAAAUUUUCAGUUAGCAAUAGUCUUUUUUGGCAAGUUAUUGUUUAGCAAAUAAUUACUUGGACAAGUUUCAUUUUACCAAAUAUUAUUUAGUCAAAUGUAUCAUUAAGCAUAACUUACAUGUCCCAAAAUAUUGCAUGGCAUACAAUUUACAUACCAAUAAAGUGGAGGCUGCAGAAUUUUAUUUGUCUAGUAUUUAACUGAUCAUUACAUAUACAUAGUAAAAUGUAACGUCAAAAAAAAACAUUCUUACUGCCAAAAAUAUGUAGUAAAUGAUCACUAAAAUUAAAACUCCAUUUUAAUGUAAAAUGACAACCAAAUUUGUUACAUCUUGCUAUUCUAUUAAAGCAAAUAACACCAAAGUAAUCAUUGUAACCCAAAAAUAGUAAAUAACCACCAAUAUUCAAACCACAUUUUAGUUUAAAAUGUCAUGCAAUUUUUUUACAUCUCGUUAUUCUAUUAAAUUAAUUAAUCCACUUCGAUGACCUUUUUUUAGUACAUAGAAUUUCGUUUCUGUGAGGACCGCAGUUCUAACCUAACCUAACCCACUUUUCUAAUAGCGGUUCCGUUUUGUGAGGAUCGCAGUUCAAACCUAACCCAACCCACCCAAAUUACGUAGAAUUUAACGUACCUAUUAUAACAUAACAAAAAGUACUUUAAAUAGAGAUGCCUAUUUGUCAAAUUUGCGAAGUGACAAUUUUGACCAAACAUCUUUUUGGAAUAUAAUAUUAGACAAUAAAAAACGUUUGCUAAAUAAGUUUUUGUCCUAAUAACAUUUGACAAAGUAAAAUCAUGCCAAAUGAUAAUUUGACCAAAUAAAUUAUAUGCGAAGUGUAACUUUGCUAAAGGUUCCUUUGGGAAAUGAAACUAUUGCGAUAAGUUUGUUGGGAAGUGAAAUUUGGCGAAAUGUAUUUGGCCGAAACGAAAGUACACCCAUCCUACCGCAUGGCUGCGUCCCUCGUUGGCGUUGGCGUUGGCCCAACGUGAAGAGGAGCCUUUACAUGAAAGGAAAAAUGGAAAGAUCCACCGCUUGCGACUUUUCGAACCACCAUCAAGAGCUACCGAAUCCUGUCAGAAGAGAAAAUCUUUCCAUUCCUUCCUAUGUUUCAUUUAAUAUAAAAAUUUAAAUACUUGGUUAUCACACUGAUACGAUUUCUGGAGUUAGCGUUUAGCAGAAAUUCAUCCGUUUCCUAUGUUGACCGUCAAAAAACUCAAUAUCAAUAGGUAUUCAGGCCUGAAUACCAUUAGGUAUUCAGGCUCUAUUCAGAACGGGAAUCAGUCAAAACGGGAUCAAACUCCGAUUCUAUAAAUAUCAAUUGUAAUCAUCAAAAAUAAUAACGUGGCAGGAGAUAUUUAUAUUAGAAUAUCGCUGAAUUCAGUGAAUUUGUAAAUAACUUUUAUAAUAUUAUAAUAAUGUAGUAAGACUGCUCAGUAAGAAUUUAUACUGUGUAGAUUAUGUAAAUAAGUUUGUUUUAUCUUAUCGCUUAGAUUUAAGUAACAUUUAAGUAAAAUUAAGUUCUCCAAUCUAGUCAAACAUUCAGUACUUAAUUUUGUAGUAAGCACCUAAUAUUAUUUUACAAAGUGUUUCAACACGUGACCAAACCUGUGGGUUUAGCUAGAAAGUGAGUACUUAUGCUAAAAGCUCUUUAUAUUAAUUAGGGCUAUAAUGAGAAUACGUGCUGCAUAACAGCCGAUUUACAUUUAAUUGGGUGUCCAAAACGAUAUCGGUAUAUCCAACAAACAUUAUUGUAAGCGGCUGGUCUCUGGUAAACUAGUGUGGGUUCAAAUAUCCAUAAUAAUAUUGGAUCGUGCUAUAAAACAGAAAUAUAAGGAGCCCUAUUUGAAUUUAAUGCGGCCGAGAUACACUGCGAAUCGUUUCAUGUUCGCAUUACGUAUGUCAAUAAAGAUAACAACAAAUCAAGUUGAGGUUUUUAAACUUCUAAUAGGACUGAACCACCGACACCAAUACCGGGCGCCAGAAUAGGGUAAGGAUCCGUGAAUUGACUCAAACCUGCAGACAUGUGUAUUAUUAUUAUACAAAGUCUCAUCAUGUUAACUUAACAUUUUGUCGCACGUUGGAUAUGCUUACUUAUUUUCCUAGAUUAUGUCCAGUGACGGCAUGUGUUUGUACAUAUUAACUCACAUUUAGGGUAUAUCGUUUCGACACAGGUUUCACUGGUCCUGAAAUCACGACUACCAUACACACGACCAGUGAAACCUGUGUCGAAACGUCGGUAAAUAAAGGUACUUAAUAAAAUAAAUUCGCGAUAUACCUGUCUAUAAAUGUGAGUUAAUAUGUGUUCAAAACGUGAAAGUUUUAAAUAUUAAUAUGUGUUUGUACAGUCAGCAACAACUAUAUACCUACGCGAGCGAAGAGUUUUAAUAUUUCUGAAUUCUGUAUACUUACCUAUACCUACCUAAUUUUACCUAUUGCUGUGAUUGCAAGAGGCUGGAGCUUAGAUUUGUAGUUAGAUACAUUUUUACACAUCUCAUGCUGACUUUUCUAUGCUCUAGCAAGUAUCAAGACCGUCUGCUUGCUAGCACCAACGCGCGUUGUAAAACUUAGCACAAAUUAAUGUAGGUGUAAUAUAAACUACAAAUACCCUAGGCACCUAUCUAUCAGAAGAAUAUAGACCCUAAAGAAAAGUUUCUUUUUACCUACCUAAUCGAUAAAUUGCUAACAGCACUCGUCGCACGCAGAAAAAGUUAUUUUGUUCACGCGACUAGUUUAAGAUUAAUGGCUAAGAUUUUUUUACAUUAUUUCCCCAUUUUUGAAUAGGAUGUGUUUUAUUUAAAUUCUAUUAUGUUCUCACAACUGAGGUGGAAAUUUGUGUGUGCCACACGAGACCAAAGUUAUUUUGCACCUCGUACUUACACUUUCGCUACAUAUACUAAAGAUUCUAGUUAGAAAAACUGGCAGCAAAGUGCAACCUUGCUCUCUUGUUACGCACACAUAUGUAUUUUCUACUCUUGACACACACACGUGUAGGUUGGUAGUAUAAGUUUUUAAGUGAGAUAAUAUCAAACAAAGCCAGGACUGCUGCGAUAAAAUACUUAUAAUAUAUCGAGUCUUGAUAAAAUAAAUAUGUGACAUUUGCCAAUAAGGAUUAUUAUUGCAUCUACAUGCCUUAAAUUAAAUGAAGGAACAAUUGAUAAUGAUAAUUCUAUAAACCUAGGUAUAAAAAAAAGCUUAUGUAAGCCAAACUAUUACAAUAUUUUAAGGUAUUUUACACACAGCUCCGAAAUUACAAUUAUAUAGCUCAUAAAUUUGUGCCUUUUCUAUAACACUAUGCUUGUUACUCGAGAAUGUAAAAUGAAAUGGGAACGGGCUGUAUAAAAUAGUACUUUGAAUUUUUAAGCAAUAAUAAUGUAAAAGUUAAUUAAUAAUGUUGAUUCUGUAAAUAAUGAAAUAAAAGACAUUAUUUUAAAUUCAA
This is a messenger RNA of Cydia fagiglandana, 7010 nucleotides long. Its product is annotated as glycine receptor subunit alpha-2-like. Gene Ontology annotation, molecular function: chloride channel activity; excitatory extracellular ligand-gated monoatomic ion channel activity; transmembrane signaling receptor activity. Gene Ontology annotation, cellular component: plasma membrane; neuron projection; synapse. The record is from RefSeq and is a predicted model, not a curated record. Gene Ontology annotation, biological process: regulation of membrane potential; chemical synaptic transmission; nervous system process. The transcript is spliced from 10 exons. The coding region runs from base 262 to 1704 and encodes 480 amino acids. Lineage: Eukaryota; Metazoa; Arthropoda; Insecta; Lepidoptera; Tortricidae.